AAAAAAAUUCGCCCGCUGGCAGAGGCAUUUAACGUGCCUUACCAACGGCUCCUUCGACGCGUCAAAGGGCUACCUGGGCGAAAUUCUACCAAACCAGUUAACUAUGCACUUGAUAAGCACCAGGAGAAUGCACUCAAACACUGGAUUGAGCAAUUAGAUCAAGCUGGAGUGCCUCCAACAGCUAAAAGGAUAGAAAAAAGUGCCAACUUGAUCCUACAACGUGCCCAUACGGACCCAACUACCCCUCCCAAAAAAGUCAGCAAAGAAUGGCCAUAUCGCUUUCUUGAACGCUUAGGACCUGAAUAUACACGGCUUAAACAAAGGCCAAGGGAUCCAAAGCGCCUACAAUCUCAGGAUCUUGGAAUAAUUCAGAACUGGUAUGAUCGGUUAGAGAUCCUCCUUAGACAGUAUCAGAUCCAGCCUCAGGACUUCUAUAAUUUUGAUGAAAUUGGCUUUAUGGAGGGCCAGGGCCGUGGAGAAGUGGUAAUCACUAAAUAUCCAUCAAGAGCUCAAUAUCCUGGUGCCUCUUUUUCUCGUGGUUUAAUCUCUGUUGUGGAGUGUAUUUCUGCAGAUGGAUCAGUCCUUCCUCCCUGCAUUAUUCUCCCAGGAAAGGGCCAUCUAGAGGGGAGGUUUCCUAGCAAGUACGCUUUGCUCGUCGGAUGGCUCGAUAGUAACUAUUUGUUACAGACCUAACCACAUCAGCCUCACGUGAUUAUAUG
Messenger RNA from Aspergillus ruber CBS 135680, 719 nucleotides. RefSeq lists its product as uncharacterized. The record is from RefSeq and is a predicted model, not a curated record. The transcript has a single exon. Lineage: Eukaryota; Fungi; Ascomycota; Eurotiomycetes; Eurotiales; Aspergillaceae. Bases 457 to 693 code for a protein of 78 amino acids.